Messenger RNA from Coregonus clupeaformis (lake whitefish), 2014 nucleotides. RefSeq names its product heme-binding protein 1-like. NCBI's taxonomy places the organism in Eukaryota, Metazoa, Chordata, Actinopteri, Salmoniformes, Salmonidae. Bases 284 to 1123 code for a protein of 279 amino acids. The record is from RefSeq and is a predicted model, not a curated record. The transcript has 5 exons.
AGAGAGAGAGAGAGAGAGACUUGAAAUUAAAGUAUCUAUAUUAUACUUUGUACAUCAGUCGUACGUAUUUGACAGGCACUGUCGACCUAAUGCCGUGGUUGUCAUGAUUCGUUCGUUUCGUUUGUAAAGUUUUCUGGGCUUGCUAGCCAGUUUUCAAGCUAACUAGGUCGGCAAUCUCGGCAACAUUGUAGCCUGCUGUUAUCACUUCAACAAUCUUCAACCCCCCGCUGGAGAUCUGCGACUGUUGCCAGUAGUUUUUGGACACUUCUGUCAAGAAAGAACCAUGAAUGGAGGAGGCUGCCACAUGAGUGGCGGAGGAGGUGACAGUCGCGUGGGCGAAUCUGGAUCGCGACCAACUAUCACGCUGGAGGACUUGGAUACCUUCAACGAGGAUGACUUCGAUUCAGACCUCCGCAGCAGCAACGGAGGGCCAGAUGAGGAAAACAAUGCUAUGGAGGAAGAGGGUCAGGAUCGCCUGUUAAACUACUGGCAGGACAUUGGCAGAGGACAUCAUGUUGAAGUGCCCCAGGACAUGGCCCAGCCCAUCCAACAGCUCACCUCAGACACAAAGAACACAACGGACAGGGAGAAAGUCCCCUUCACACUGGUCACAUGCAAAGAUAAUUGUGGGAAUGUACAGUAUGAGAAGAGAGUCUACAAGAAGGCCAGCUGGGCAUGUAUCACUGUGCGAGAGGACACAUACGAGCAGAGCAUCUGUGCCGGCUUCAUGAAGCUCAUGCGAUAUAUCUGCCAGCAGAAUACCACAGGUAACUACCUGGGUAUGACCCUUCCCAUUGUGACAGUGGUGAGGACUGAUGACUCCCGCUCCAGCCUGUCCAGAGAUGUGACAGUGGCCUACUACCUACCGUCCCAGCACCAGGACCACCCCCCCAUGCCCUUUGACCCUGACAUCACCAUGGAGACAUGGCCUGCCACCGUGGUCUACAGCAGGUCGUUCAGCGGGCCCACUACUGAGACCUCUAUCCUAGGGGAGAUCCAUGCCCUGGGCGAGGUGCUGGACUCUCCAGAGCUGUGUGUGAGCGAGUCCUUCAUCGUUGCCGGCUAUACCAGCCCCGCAGCCGCACACCGACACAACGAAGUCUGGUUCCUGGAACGCUGCUAAAUUGGCAAUGUAACAAAACAACAACAAAAAAAAAGAGUGUUAAACACUCUCAUGGCAAUAAAUUGUAUUACAGCGAACCAAAUUGAAAGCCUCAACCAAACCAAAAGUAGCAGAAUUUCAUAAAAUUGGGUUUAAAGUUUACAGAUUACAUCAAGGAAACGAGUACACAAGUAUGCUUCAUUUUUAAAUGUAUUUUAAUAGGGCCAUGGUCUCAGGCAGAUAAUAAUAUUAUAAUAAUAUAUGCCAUUUAGCAGACGCUUUUAUCCAUGACCCUUGGCGUUGCAAGUACCAUGCUCUACCGACUGAGCUACACAGAACCACAAUAUGUGUCCCUCCAAAUAUCUACAGCUUUCUCUUCACAUCAGUACGUCAAUUUACUUUACUUUAUUAAAUGUAGUUUUACAGGGACAGUGCACAUUAAGUGCCCGUUUUUAUCAAGCCGGCUAAUUUUAAACUGCAGUCCCUGGGAAGGUUAUUAAAAACAAUUAAGAUGACAAGCAGACAAUGAGAGUACAACAGGACAAGGAAACGUAUGACAAGCAGACAGACAGAGCUUGUAGUAUCAUUAAGACAAGACCUGCCUCCAAGGUAUUUCACAAGAGUUUCCCAGCUCAGGAGCUCAUGGUUUCUAAGGAUGUUGCAUGUCAAGCUCUAUUAUCAGUGGGUGUUAAUCAGCUUGGUGCCAGUCUGUUUCUUUGUGUCGGCCAUGUUGUUGGGCAAGGCAACAGUUUUCAGUUGUUAGAUGCAUGUGGAGGAGAGCACAGUACAUUUUGGAAAGAUGUAUUAACUCAGCACGUCAUAGUCACUUUACCAUUGCCAUUUUUAUCAACUUAUAAUUAUGAGAAAUCAUAGGAUAGAUAGAGAGAUAUACAGUACCAGUCAAAAGUUUGG